Funneliformis geosporum is the source of this 929-nucleotide messenger RNA. The record is from the annotation of a GenBank genome assembly. Lineage: Eukaryota; Fungi; Glomeromycota; Glomeromycetes; Glomerales; Glomeraceae.
AAGUUUUAGAUUGCUCUUAUAAUAACUUACAUAAUGUAUUAGGUCUUAGUAAUUGUGAUAAUUUAACUGAAAUGCAUUGCGACUUCAAUUUAUUUGCUGAUGCUGACUUCUUAACUGAAUUACCUAAUCCUGAAAGGUUAACUUAUCUUAAUAUAAGUAACUGUAAUUUUAGCAAUCAGCAAACUUUAAAUUUCUUAACUCCUUUUACUAAUUUAAAAGAAUUAUAUCUCAGUAAUGCUAAUGAAGGAAAAAGAUAUAAGCAAAGACAUAUGAAUCGUUUUACUGGUUCUUUGAAACCCUUAUUAAAAUUAACUAAAUUAGAAAAACUUGACCUUAAAAAUACUGAUAUCAGUAGUGGUUCAGAAUUCCUUACAGAAAUUAAAGAAUUACAAAAUGAACUAAAUAUGGAAAGAGAAAUGGCUGAUAAGUCUCUAAAAACAGCCCAAGAAUGGCGAGAAAGACAGUUAAAGGAAAUAACUGAGACAAAGGAUAAAAGAAUAAAGGAGUUAGAACAAGAAUUAGAGAAAUUAAAAUUGGAAACAAAGAGAGAGAGUAGUUUCACUCAACAAUCACAAUUACUUUCAGAAAUCAUGCAAUUAGAAUCUAAUCCUACUAAUUCUAAUAGUCAAGAAUUAGACUCUAAAAAACAACAGUUAAAAGAUUUAGAGACUAAAGCCAAAGAACUAAUUAAACCUUUACCAUUAGAUACUCAAAUUACUAUCUUACAGAAAGAAAUCCAAGUUUUAGAAAGCAAACCUACUAAAAACCCUCUAGAAAAGGCAUUAUUAGUUGAUAAAAAGAAAAAAUUAGCGGAAUUAUUAAGUAAGCAGGAUAAUUCUAAUACUAAUAAUAGUGAACCUAGUGUUAAAACUGCCCUCUAUAUUGGAAGUGGAGUAAUUGGAGUAAUUUUGAUUGGUUGCUUAUCUUAG